Messenger RNA from Lingula anatina, 1914 nucleotides. RefSeq lists its product as uncharacterized. Gene Ontology annotation, molecular function: oxidoreductase activity. The record is from RefSeq and is a predicted model, not a curated record. NCBI's taxonomy places the organism in Eukaryota, Metazoa, Brachiopoda, Lingulata, Lingulida, Lingulidae.
CGCAAGGCGAUGACACAUGUGCCAAGAUAAAGUUGAAUAAGUUAUUUCAUUUGGAGCUGUUAUCUACAUAGAGGCCUGUACAUAUUUGACUACAUAAUAGUGCUGUAGCAGAUAGAUACUGGCAUUACAAAAUGGAGCGUCGUCAGCCUAAACUAGACCAGUCGCAUACAAAAGACAGGUUUAAAGGACGCGUUGCCGUGGUAACCGGGGGAGCCUCUGGUAUCGGUAAGGAGUGCGUCAAACGCUUCAUUAAUGACGGCGCGUCCGUGGCCUUUCUAGACACCAAUCAAGAAGCGGGCCAACUGCUUGAGGCGGAGCUGAAAGCGGCCGGACAUGACGCCAUAUUUUACCAUAUCGACGUCUCGGACAGGGACGCAUGUUUCGGGGCCGCAAAAGACAUAGCAGGGAAGCAUGGUGGCUGCAUCCACGCUGUGGUUAACUGCGCUGCAAGUUUUCUAUUUAGAGCUUUAGACGCGUCCAUGUCCGACUGGGAGACGAUAAUGGGUGUGAACGUGGCGGGCUCUUCAAAUGUGGUACAGGCAUGUUAUCCUUUUAUGAAGAACGAGGGACCAGAAACGCGCGCCGUAGUAAAUAUCGCCAGCGUAUCUGCCCAUUGCAGUCAGAAGCAGCACUGGACGUACAACAGUAGCAAAGGGGCGAUCUUACAGCUUACCAAGUGCAUGGCGCUUGACCUAAUCAAAGACGGAAUACGGGUCAACUCUGUUUCUCCUGGAAUAAUUAAUACCCCUGCUCUUGACGCUAUCGUUGGAAGUGACGAAAUUCAGAGAGCGUUUUACGGUAGCACCCACAUGAUGAACCGAAACGGUGAAUGUUCAGAAAUUGCCGCCGCCAUCGUCUUCCUCUGCAGCAGAGACGCUUCCUUUAUCACUGGCGCUGAUCUCUCGGUAGAUGGCGGUUACACAGCGAUGGGACCUGAACGACACGGCCAAGAAGGGCCUAAUUUUACCGCAGCCAUUCCGGAAUAAUAGCAACAGUUGAUGAAUAGGGUUGGGGCGUUCAGCAGUCCAAGCAGCAAUCCCCAACAAACUAUGUUUUAUCUUAUAUAAUAUUAAGUCAUGCUGGAGAGUAAUUGUAUCAUCAUCUUGCAAUAAAAACGUUCAAAAUUUUCUAAUGUCAAAAAAUUUAGAAUAUUGUAAAGAAAAAAUCAAUCGCGUCUGUUUUUGUAGGUUUCGGAUAAUUUCAAAAUGCAAAUAAUCACAAGAAAACUAAUAGUUAGCCAUAGUCUACGUUACGCUUUUCAAUUGAUGCUUACCAGUACUCUGAGCAGACCCAAAUUUCUCGCCAGAUAUUUUCCGAUGAAUUUUAGGGGAAAUAGCCAGUGUUAAAUAUGUAUAUAAUGUCUCAUUGGUUAGGUUUUUCCACAAUACACCUUUAAUAUGAAUAAAAAAUAUGGGCAAUAUGCUGUCAAAUAUUUAUGAUAACGAAUGAUAACAAAUUGCAGAACUUUUUUAUUCUUCAUGAUAAGUGUUUACUUUGUAUCGUAUAUAUUAUUAUUACCUACGGAAAACGAGUCACUGCUUAUUAAGGAUGAACUAGGCUUGGAGGACUGCCACAGUUUUAUCUUGGGUCAAAAUGGGGUAAAUAUUCUGGUCUUAUACGUAAAGAUCAAUAGUUGGUCUUAUUACCUUUGUAAAGCGGACUUGCACAGUGGCAAUUGUAUUGAAUACAAUAAUAUGCGCACACAGACGUACGUUUCUCUUUAAGUGGGACCUAUCAUCACAGCUAGAAUUCUCACUGUAGGUAAUGGCAUACCAUAUACAAGAAGACCUUACAGUACCUUAUGUAGCUUGAUUAUAACAUGUAUAUUACGGUUUAUAUCAACCUACUACCCUCUACCAGGGUGGCAUGCAGACAUUACAGGAAAAAACGCCAAAAGCCACCCUGUGAUUUUUG